This is a messenger RNA of Triticum dicoccoides, 1211 nucleotides long. Its product is annotated as cytosolic sulfotransferase 8-like. The transcript has a single exon. The coding region runs from base 55 to 1080 and encodes 341 amino acids. The record is from RefSeq and is a predicted model, not a curated record. NCBI's taxonomy places the organism in Eukaryota, Viridiplantae, Streptophyta, Magnoliopsida, Poales, Poaceae. Gene Ontology annotation, molecular function: sulfotransferase activity.
CUAGCUUAUCCCUGUUCAUACGGUCAUACCUGAGCUUGGGCUGUCUGCCGUACAAUGUCUUCUUCCUCCUCCAUCCCAACCUUUCCGCCGCAAGAGGGCGAUGCCGAAACCAACGAGGAGCUCUACGGGCAGUUCACCGAGCUGGUGUCCUCCUGGCCGUGCUCCCGAGGCCUCUCCAGGGCGAACCAGCUCUACCGCCACGAGAAGGGAUGGUACAGCACCCUGCCUCCGAUGGUCGGCGCGAUGGUCGCCGACGCACGCUUCGCCGCGCGCCCCUCGGACAUCGUCGUCGCCACCAUGCCCAAGUCCGGCACGACGUGGAUGAAGGCGCUCCUCUACUCCACGGUCAACCGGAAGGAGCACCCCCCGGGCGGCCCCGGCCACCCGUUCAACUCCCUCGGCCCGCACGAGUGCAUCCGCCACCUGGAGUACCAGCUCUACACGCGCAACAGGGUCCCGGACCUCGACGGGCUCCCAGACCCGAGGCUCCUCGCCACGCACGUCCCGCUCGCGUCGCUGCCGAGGUCCGUCGCCGCGUCGGCGUGCAGGAUCGUGUACGUGUGCCGCGACCCCAAGGACACCCUGGUCUCGACGUGGACCUUCGUGAACAAGUUCAGGGCCGAGGACGGGCUGGAGCCGAUCUCGGUCGAGACCGCCGCCGACUACUUCUGCGACGGCGUGUCGGCGUCCGGGCCGUACUGGGACCACGCCCUCGGGUACUGGCGCGCGCACCUGGCGAACCCCGAGCGGGUGCUCUUCUUCAGGUACGAGGAGAUGAGUCGGGACCCUGCAGCCCACGUCCGGAGGCUGGCGGAGUUUGUCGGACGCCCGUUCAGCGCGGAGGAGGAGGAAGAUGGCGCGGUGGACGCCGUCGUCAAGCUGUGCUCGUUCGAGCACAUGACCGGGCUCGAAGCGACCAAGAGCGGCAAGACGGAGCUUGUGUUGGGCGCUGUGGAGAACAGCUCGUUCUUCCGGCGCGGCCUGGUCGGGGACUGGGAGAACUAUCUGUCGCCGGAGACAGCACGAAAGAUCGACGCCAUUACCGAGGCUAAGUUCAGGGGUUUCGGUCUCUCUGUCUAGCUAGCAUUCGGUAUCCGCGUGUCAUUCAAUAUUCGCAUACGUGUGCCGCUAGUAUAUGUCAACAAGGGAGCGGCAUAUUGUGUUGAUAUUUUUAUUUGUGGAUUGAAAUUGUGCCCGCAAGUUUGGAAUUA